ACGUUGGGUCAUGCGUGGCGUCGGGCGAUAGCUAGCCCAUAGCUAGCCUAGCCAGCGCCUGUUCCCGAAUCCACCAGGAGAUGUCGCUGCUGUUUAGACGUUCGCGUACGGCUACGACCCUGAGUCCAAACGCGGGUGGCGCAAGAUGUAUUUUGACAGCAGGUAUGUGAGAGGAGGAACACUCAGAACUUCACCCCACGUCUUCGGUUUUGGUUGGUAAAAUCAACGCAAACAGCGCCACAGCAACCAGACACGCUCCUUGUUAGGUGUCAAGCCCCCUUACGAAAUGUGACAGGAUGCUGAACCAUCACUGCAGAAGGAACCCCGAGCUUCACGAGGAGCUGCAGAUCCAGGCUGCGGUGGCGGCAGGGGAUGUGUGCACGGUGAGGAGAAUGCUGGAGCAGGGAUACUCCCCCAAGAUCCGUGACGCCAAUGGAUGGACGCUGCUUCACUUUUCUGCUGCCAAAGGAAAGGAGAGAUGUGUCCGGGUCUUUCUUGAGCAUGGAGCCGAUCCCGCAGUGAAGGACUUCAUAGGUGGCUUCACGGCGCUCCACUAUGCGGCCAUGCACGGCAGAGCCCGCAUUGCCCGGCUGAUGUUGGAGUCCGAAUUCCGCAAUGACAUUAUCAAUGCCAAGAGCAACGAUGGCUGGACACCGCUCCAUGUGGCAGCACACUAUGGCCGGGACUCGUUUGUACGCCUGCUGUUGGAAUUCAGAGCAGAAGUAGAUCCGCUAAGCGAUAAAGGGACCACCCCGCUUCAGCUCGCCAUCAUUCGUGAACGCUCGAGCUGCGUACGGAUCCUUCUGGAUCACAGUGCAAACAUCGACAUCCAAAAUGGCUUCCUACUGCGAUAUGCAGUUAUCAAAGGCAAUCACUCGUACUGCCGUAUGUUCUUGCAGAGAGGAGCGGACACUAACCUGGGCCGUCUAGAAGAUGGACAGACGCCACUGCACCUGUCAGCCCUCAGGGAUGAUGUGCUGUGCGCCCAGAUGCUCUACACGUACGGGGCAGAUACAAACACGAGGAACUAUGAGGGUCAGACGCCAGUGGCUGUGUCUGUUAGUAUGUCAGGAAUCAGCCGGCCCUGUUUGGACUUUCUACAAGAGGUCACCAGGCAGCCGAGGAGUUUACAAGACUUGUGUCGGAUAAAAAUCCGCCACUGCAUCGGCCUCCAGAGCCUGAAGUUCUUGGAAGAUCUGCCCAUUGCCAAGGUUAUGAAGGACUACCUGAAACACAAGUUUGACAACGUGUAGCGGCACCGGCGCCCACGCCCGGGAGGUGACCGAGAACCGUCUCUGGUUCAGUGCAAGACUAUGCAAUCCCCCCCCUUUUUUUCCCCUUACAUGUAGGAAAAUAGCGAAGGUUGGU
This is a messenger RNA of Lampris incognitus (smalleye Pacific opah), 1368 nucleotides long. RefSeq names its product ankyrin repeat and SOCS box containing 7 (gene asb7). Gene Ontology annotation, molecular function: protein binding. The transcript is spliced from 4 exons. The record is from RefSeq and is a predicted model, not a curated record. Bases 297 to 1253 code for a protein of 318 amino acids. Gene Ontology annotation, biological process: intracellular signal transduction. Lineage: Eukaryota; Metazoa; Chordata; Actinopteri; Lampriformes; Lampridae.